AUGGCUUUCAAAACAAGUCUUUACCUGCUGCUCGCGCUGCUGCUCGCUGUCGGCGCGGCGCACGCCAUGGUGGUGCAGCUGGAGGUGCUGGUCCUCACGGCCCCAGGCUUUGCAGGCACGGACUUUAUCACCAAAGUGAUGCGCGGCUACGGCGCCCCCUUCACGGUGGUGCCAGUCAGCCCCGGCUCCUCCCUCAAUCUGACAGAGCUCCUGUGGGCCCCUGACGGCUCGGCCCGCUUUGCCGGCUACGUCAUGUACCCCAACCUCGAGGCCACCGGCUACCUGACCAGGGCGCAGGUCGAGGUGCUCUGGAACUUCCAGCGCAAGACGGGCGCCCGAAGCGUCAAGUUUGGCGCCUGGCCGACGAACGUCGGCCUGGACCCGGACACGCUCUCCUGCAGUUCAAAAGACAUCCCCAUGACCUUCACCGCGGACGCGCCGAUUGGCGUGUCUCGCGUCAACCCCGCGGCUCGCCUGACCAGCGGCGGCCUUUGGAGGUGCCCCGGCAAGGCGGUGCCACUCUCCACCUGCUCCAUGUGGGCCAGCGACUUUGCUGGCACCGGCCUGCACCCGCCCUGCACGCCGAAGCCAAUCCUGCAAUUUGAGCCCCAGCAGCUUGGUGCCGCGCCCCAAGUGGCGGGCGCUCUCGUCAAGUACCAAGACGGCCGCGAGUCCCUGGCGUUUGUGUUUGACUGCUCGAGCUUCAGUGCCAGCUGCAUGCUGCUGGGCCACGUGUCCCUUGGCUGGAUGCUGCAGGGGCUCGUGCCCGGGGAGCGGCAGGCGCUGCUUUCUGUGCAGCUUGGUAAGGCGCUGCGUGGUGUUGCAGGGGUUGGGGAUUUGAGGUGA
Messenger RNA from Monoraphidium neglectum, 846 nucleotides. RefSeq lists its product as hypothetical. Bases 1 to 846 code for a protein of 281 amino acids. The record is from RefSeq and is a predicted model, not a curated record. The transcript has 5 exons. Lineage: Eukaryota; Viridiplantae; Chlorophyta; Chlorophyceae; Sphaeropleales; Selenastraceae.